Molecule: messenger RNA, 3689 nt
Organism: Lynx canadensis (Canada lynx)
Lineage: Eukaryota; Metazoa; Chordata; Mammalia; Carnivora; Felidae
Product: zinc finger protein 883-like
Exons: 6
Coding region: 1250-3145 (631 amino acids)
Biological process (GO): regulation of transcription by RNA polymerase II
Cellular component (GO): nucleus
Molecular function (GO): DNA-binding transcription activator activity, RNA polymerase II-specific; RNA polymerase II cis-regulatory region sequence-specific DNA binding
Source: RefSeq, a predicted model, not a curated record
CUGACCUGACCAUAAUCCCUUCUUCUGGAGUCGGGGUGCCGUCUGUCUGGGCUCGGCCACCUCGACCCUGCCCCUCUGCUCUGGCAUUUGUGUGUACGUGUCGGUGGUGUGUACGUGUGCUUGACGUCUGGGAUACCUUAGGUCCUUUGUUGGGAAACGGGCUGCGCGCCCGCAUAGCCUGAAGCGCUUGGCUGGAAGGCGAGGCAGGUAGGGCCCAAGGCUCUCCGUGCUCCCAGGCCGGAGACCAACGCGCGCCUGCCCUUGUGCCUUUGCAACCCACGGCGUGGUGGAACCAUUGCGUGGACUCAAUGUUGACGUGAGACGCUGUGGAUGUAAGGGAUCUGUGUGUCUACAGCUCGAGAAAGCGGUUAUUGCAUACUGAUGGAACCGUAAGCAUACCGAACGUUGCAUCCCCCGUGUCGUAUCCGUCAAGUGAAGUUUACUGUUCCUACCUUUUAAGUGGUGAUUGUGAAGGUUAGAUGGAAAUGUGAUAUGGGACAGUUGAGACAGCGCCAGGCACUAAGUAAGGGCUGGAUCAGUAGUAGCCAUUAUUAAUAGUAGGUAUCCCCCUUCCCACUUGCACAUAAAAAGAAACUGAAACCCAGGGAGGAAAAGUUACUUGCUCUGGGUCACCGAGCCAGCUGGUACAUAGUAGAAGUGAGAACCCGGGUGCCUUCACUCCCGGUGGGCCGCUUGCCAUCAUGGCCUGCACUUGUGUGUCCUAAAGGCAUGUUGGCAACGGUACCUCCACUUGUCUGUGAUGAUCUAUGUUCCUGGGUGUCUGUCUCUGCAGGGCCCCGGGGUCAAGGUUCCACUGAGACUCCCCUGUGAAUAGGGCUUCCUGAAGCCUGAGUGACGGCUGAACUUCUUGGCUUUAGUCUUCGCUCAAAGUAGACUGCUUCAGACUCCCUGAUUACUGUGACGAGGGGGGUCUCAGAGCACGGGAAAGAAGAAUUCAGUCCAGAAUCUCUUGCCGGAGUUUCUGGGAGAAUGUUGGUAAAUCCCCAGGAGGACGCAUGGAGGAUUUGGGUGAGGUCGCUCUACGGAGAUGGCGGUGUGGAGGAUGUGGUUCUGGAGCAGCAGAUCCGCAAACCCCAGAACAGAGCAGCCUUGUAAGAUGUGUGUGGGCAGGUCUGACACGCGUCAUCAACUUCCGCAUUUGUAACAAGUGAUUUAUGGAAAGCGUUGGGUCCAUGUUCUGCCAUCUUGGGACUCUGCCCUUUUCUAAAAGAGGUCUCUUGAGGAGAAUAUGGCUGCUGUUUGGGCAGCAACGUCUCAGAACCACUUGCCGGUGUUUCAAGACUUUGUGUCAUUCAAGGAUGUGGCUGUGAACUUCACUGAGGAAGAAUGGAGAGAACUAGACCCUGUGCAGAGAGUCUUGUACAGGGAUGUAAUGCUGGAGAACUACAGGAACCUGGUCUCCUUGGGAUUUCCAUUUUCUAAACCUGAUAUCAUCUCCCAGUUGGAACAAGCAGUAAAUCCAUGGAUGCAGGAGGGAGAGGUACUAAGAGGCAGCUGCACACAUUUGGAGACCGGAAAAUUAAGCCCAAAGAAUGUAUUUUCUGAAGAAGAAUCAUACCAGGGGAUAAGUAUGGAGAAAAACACAGAGGCUGAUGCAAGUUUGAAAGAAGCCUGGGGAUAUACAGGGUUCAAAGAGGAUGCUCAAGAUAGACUCUGGAAAGAAGCAACGGUUAUCUUCAAGAAAAGAACUUCUGUAGCUGAAAGUAACCCCAAAUGUAUUGAAUCUGGCAGAUGUGUUAGUCCAAAGUCAGACUUUGUUACACAAUCAAGACAUCCUAAAGAAGAGAGACCAUAUAUAUGUGACGCUCAGGGAAAGAUCUUUAAACAGAAUUCAAAAUUAGCAAGACAUCAGAAAGAUAGCACAAAUGAGAAAGCUCUUCAGUGUAAUGAAUGUAGUAAACUACUCAGUGAUCGCUCAGUAUAUGUGCAACAUUGUAUAGCUCAUAGUGGAGAAAAAAAUUUGGAAUGUAAUCAGUAUGGGAAGACCUUUGGCCAUGGCAUACACCACACUGAACAUGAGAAAACCAAUAUUGGAGAGAAGUCUUAUGAAGAUAGGAAAGGCUAUAUCUGGGACUCGUACCUUACCAAACAUCGUCAGAGUGUUCAUGGUGGGAAGGAAUAUAAUGCGCAUGAAAGAGCCUUAAUUCAGAAUGCACCUUUUAUUCAGCAUCAGAGAACCCAAUACAGAGAGAAACCUUAUGAAUGUAGUGAAUGUAGAAAAGCUUUUGGUAAUUAUUCAGCCCUUACAGUACAUCAGAGAAUUCAUACUGGAGAGAAACCAUAUGAAUGCAAUGAAUGUGGGAGAGCCUUUAAUCAUAGUGCCUCUCUUAUUCAACAUCAGAGAAUCCAUACUGGAGAGAAGCCCCAUGAAUGUAAUGAAUGUGGGAAGGCUUUUAUUAAGAUAACGCACUUUAUUCAACAUCAGCGAAUUCAUACUGGAGAGAAACCUUUUGAAUGUAACGAAUGUGGUAAAGCCUUCAGUCACAAUUCAUCCCGUAUUGAACAUCAGUUUAUUCAUACUGGAGAGAAGCCCUAUGAAUGCAGUAAAUGUGGGAAAGCCUUUAGCCACAACUCGUCCCUUAUCGUCCAUCAGUUUAUUCACACUGGAGAGAAACCCUACGAAUGUAGUGAAUGUGGCAAGGUCUUUAGUCAGAGCUCACACCUCUAUCAACAUCAGAGAACUCACACUGGAGAGAAACCUUACACCUGUAAUGUCUGUGGGAAAGCCUUUAGUGAUCGAUCGGCCCUUAUUCGCCAUCAGAGAACUCAUACUGGAGAAAAACCCUACACGUGUAGGGAAUGUGGUAAAGCUUUCAGUCAGAGCUCAACUCUCAUAAAACAUACAAAAAUCCACACAGGAGAGAAACCUUACACCUGUAAAGAUUGUGGGAAAGCGUUCAGCCAGAGUUCGUCUCUUACUCAGCAUCAGAAGAUUCAUACUGGAGAGAAACCGUUUGAUUGUCCUGAGUGUGGGAAAGCCUUCAGCAGAAGUGCCCAUCUUACUCAACAUCAGAGGAUUCACACUGGAGAGAAACCCUGUGAGUGUAAUGAAUGUGGGAGAGCUUUCAGGUGUAGUUCAGCCCUCAUUAGGCAUCAAAGACUUCAUAGUGGGGAAUCACUCUGAACGUGUCAUCCAGACUCUUCACUUUGUUAAAUACCAAAGAAUCAUACUCUCGUGGGUUAUUAUAAUUGUGAUCCUUUUUUUUUUUUUCCAAAUGCUGAAAAUGCUCCCAUUUCCUCCUGCAAAGAAUUAGCUGCCGGAAUACCACAAAUGCACAGGAAGAAACGCUGAUCUGAAACCUGGAGUAGCCCAAGAGACUCCAACCAUCAGACUUUCUGUGUGUGCGUGUAUGUGUGUAUUUUCAUCUGUACCUGAAAAUGACUAAUGUCACCAGGAAGUGAUUUUUUUUUUCCCCUGGCCCCAGGGAUAGGCUGUUCCAACAUGCAAAGGAGUUCUAGUUCAGAAUUGAGCCCAUUGCUCCUCCUUGUACUGACCGGAAUACUGCCGUGUCCAAGUUCAACCGACUCAUGGUGGAUCGUAUAUUCAGCGACCUUUCUAUGAAUCUUUGCCUUACUAUACAAUUAUUCCUACCCCUAGUAAUAAUGUCCUCCCUAAAAGGGCUCCUUUGAACUCUCCCUUCUCACUGACUUUCCUAUCCUUCUACUUA